UACUCACUAGUCCACAGAAGAUAGAAUUGAAUAUCUCAUCCUGCCUGGGCCUUUCUGAUUGUUGAUGGGGGAGGGGGUGGCUGUCACUUGGAGAGGCCUGAGCUGUUUUGGGCCUAUCUAGGCAUUUUCUUGGCCUAGCUGCCCUCACCCUGCCCUUGGAAUGGUUCUGGCUGGGUAGCAGCCUCUGGUGUGGGUGAAAUUUGGGACUGGUUUAGGGCGGGGAUAAGAAUAAGAACACAGGUUACCUUGUGUUGCUGGAGGGGAGGGCAGGAAGAAACUGGAGAUCCCAUUCCCCUGUCCCCCUCCGCACCUUGGCUCACUCACUCUCGCUCCAAGGCUGUGAUGGCUCAGUCCUGGGAGUUCCUCGUUGUCUUCCUCUUGCUGUCUGCCUCCCCGGGGCCUAGUGUCGGAGGCCGUCCCAUGCCCAAGCUGGCUGAUCGGAAGCUGUGUGCUGAUGAGGAAUGCAGCUACCCCAUCUCCAUGGCUGUGGCCAUUCAGGACUACGUGGCCCCUGACUGUCGUUUCCUGAACAUACAGAGGGGCCAAGUCAUCUAUGUCUUUUCCAAGUUGAAGGGCCGAGGGCGGCUCUUCUGGGGAGGCAGCGUUCAAGGAGAUUACUAUGGAGACCUGGCUGCUCGCCUGGGCUAUUUCCCCAGUAGCAUUGUACGUGAGGACCAGCCGUUGAAACCUGGAAAAAUCCAGGUGAAGACAGAUAAAUGGGAUUUCUACUGCCAGUGAGCUCAGCCUACCGCUGUUCCAACCGUUUUCCCUCCCCGGUUUUAUGCAAAUACACCAGCCAAGUGCAAA
This is a messenger RNA of Talpa occidentalis (Iberian mole), 807 nucleotides long. RefSeq names its product MIA SH3 domain containing (gene MIA). NCBI's taxonomy places the organism in Eukaryota, Metazoa, Chordata, Mammalia, Eulipotyphla, Talpidae. Bases 343 to 738 code for a protein of 131 amino acids. Gene Ontology annotation, molecular function: protein binding. The record is from RefSeq and is a predicted model, not a curated record. The transcript is spliced from 4 exons. Gene Ontology annotation, biological process: extracellular matrix organization.